Molecule: messenger RNA, 2094 nt
Organism: Plasmodium malariae
Lineage: Eukaryota; Apicomplexa; Aconoidasida; Haemosporida; Plasmodiidae
Product: AMP deaminase, putative
Exons: 8
Coding region: 1-2094 (697 amino acids)
Biological process (GO): AMP metabolic process; IMP salvage
Cellular component (GO): cytosol
Molecular function (GO): AMP deaminase activity
Source: RefSeq, a predicted model, not a curated record
AUGAAACGACCAGGUGUCAAUACUGACUCCGAUACACCUUUGCUAAAAAAAAAAAAAAAAGGGUGGGACUUUCUGCACGAAGUGAUGAUGAAGAUCUCAUCAAACGCAAACAUAAAAUAUGACGAAAAUGCUUUAAUAAAUAAAGGACUUACCGAUUUGAAAUCCUCGAAUCGUUUCAGCUUUACUCUAUCUUCAUCCGGUAACAUUCCCAGAGAGGAACUGGACGUAACAAAGAAAAUAUUGAGAAUAUGCAACUUAAGGGAUGAAUUUAUAAAAACUUUCCCUGAUAUUGAUACGCCAUUAAUUGAUAAUAGGAGAACAUUAGAAUAUAAUAAACAAAAAAAUCCUUAUAAAACUGAGUCUUCUGAACCUUUAUAUAACCCUAACAAUGUUGUUAUUUUAAAAAAAUGCAAUGCUUUUAUUAAUUUUGUUGAUGGGAUUUUUUACGUUCACUGGGAUGCAAACACUGAUCAAGGACCUAAAAAAAAAGAAGAGUGCACCGAAGAAAAUAAGUUAGCGGGGGCCUGGGGCAUAAAAACGACUGAGGAAUUUCUGUUGUCCAUUGAGGAAAUAAUGAUAGCUGUUCAAGAUCCUGCAUGCAAAAGUUUUUGUUAUCAAAGAUUGAAGUACUUGGAACAGAAAUUUGAUUUCCAUAUUAUGUUUAAUGGAGCAUUAGAACUAAGUGAAACAACAAGUAUUAAACAUCGAGAUUUUUAUAAUGUUCGAAAAGUAGAUGUACAUGUUCACCAUUCUGCAUGCAUGCAGCAAAAAGCAUUGCUAAGUUUUAUAAGAGAAAAAUAUAUAUCUGAACCUAAUACUAUAGUGUACAUAAAUGAAAAAGGAGAUAAAAUGUCAUUAAAAGAAAUUUUCGAUAAAGAAUUAAAAAGUUCAGCAUAUGAUGCAACAGUAGAUAGCUUAGGUGUUCAUGCAUUAGGAAAUUGUUUUCACCGAUUUGAUUUAUUUAAUGAAAAAUAUAAUCCAUUUGGUCAGAAAUUAUUAAGAGACAUUUUUUUAAAAACAGAUAAUUAUAUAGAUGGUAGAUACUUAGCUGAAAUUACAAAAAGAGAAAUACAAAAUUUAGAGAGAUCUAAAUAUCAACAUGUUGAAUGGAGAAUAUCAAUUUAUGGAAGAGAUAAAAACGAAUGGUUAAAAUUAGCAAAAUGGGUAUUAGACAACAAUUUAAGUAGCGUAAGAGUACGAUGGGUUGUACAAGUUCCUCGAUUAUAUCAUAUUUAUAAAAAAAGGAAAUUAAUAAAAUCUUUUGAUGAAUUUCUAAGAAAUAUAUUCGAACCUUGUUUUCAAGCUAUAAAAGAUCCAGAACAUAACAAAAAAAUUUUUGAAUUUUUACAUCAAGUUGUUGCUUGGGAUAGUGUUGAUGAUGAAACUGCUAUUUCGAAAUAUACUAUGAAAGGAGGGGAACUACCUCCCCCUGACAAAUAUACAAGCGAUAAUAACCCUCCUUAUUCUUAUUACGCUUAUUAUAUGUAUGUUAACAUAAGAUCGUUGAAUCAAUUUUUGGCUAGUAGGAAUUUGAGACCAAUGGCAUUCAGGCCGCAUUGCGGUGAAACGGGGAAUAUAAGUCAUUUGGCCACCAUGUUUUUAUUAGCUGACAGAAUAAAUCAUGGUAUCAAUUUGAGGAAAUCUCCAGUCCUGUUAUAUUUGUAUUAUCUUAAGCAAAUUGGGCUAGCACUUUCUCCUCUAUCGAAUAAUGCCCUCUUUUUGCAAAUAGAGAAAAGCCCAUUUAAACGCUUCUUCAAAAUUGGGUUAAAUGUAUCACUAUCGACAGAUGAUCCUUUGAUGUUUCAUUUUACUGAUGAGCCAUUAUUAGAGGAGUAUUCCAUAUGUGCACAUAUAUGGAAGUUAAGUGCAGUAGAUCUAUGCGAAAUAGCAAGAAACUCCGUUAUUCAAAGUGGGUAUGAACCAUCUUUUAAAAAGCACUGGUUGGGAAUUGCCGAAGAACAGGACUUACUAAAUUUUCAAAACAACCCGGAAAAAACGAAUAUUCCUAAUACUAGGAUGACUUACAGGAAAAACACAUUAGCUGAAGAGAAUGAAAACAUAAAGAGACUUGCGAAUUAUACAAAUCAUGCAUAA